AUGUCAGGAAACACAAAGAGAAAACGAUUGGCUCCGGUGGCAACAUCCUUCGACGAAACGAUCGAGGCGAUGGCGGUGGCGGUGAUCUAUCGCUUCGCCGGGAGAAACGUUGGUGAAAAGAGGAAAUCGUUAGCGAAGAAGCCUACGGAGCAGAGUAAGCAGAGGUAUGAGUACGUCAUUCUUGCGAUCAGCAACAACCUUAUCCAGUGGUUGGACAGUUAUUGUACAGAGAAGACGUUGGAUACGGUGCAACUGCAUAAGUGUAAAAGGAACAAGACAGCAAAACUGCAAAAAAAAAUGUUUCGCUUCUUGCUUCUGCUGCUAGUGCUCAGUCAGGACGUUCACGGCUUGAUCGAUUUGCCCGUGGUUCCCUUUGAUUAUGAUGGAGGGGAUGAUGCGAUUUGGGCUCUACCACCAAAGAUUAAUGUCACCCUGUAUGCCAUUCACAACUUUACAGACAUACGUGAGGACUUUGAAUCUCUGUUCAGCGAUUUCGCUACGGAACAGGGACUUCAUCUAAACAAGGACAAUUUUCGCCGUUCGGAUGACGGUCCGGAUCCAAAUAUUUCGUGGAAAGCUACUUAUGAACUGACUGGGGUUCAUUGUAUUGAGCUAGAAAAUCAUCUGCUUCGAUUGGUAUCACCAAAAUUCAAUAUUGCAAUGCUUAACGUGAAUUGUGGUCGUCUUAAGUACGCGAUCUGCUUCAAACCUGGUUGUCCAAAAAAGUUUUUGGGUAGAGAAAGUUUUGAAAGAGAAAGUAGUGAAUAA
This is a messenger RNA of Necator americanus (New World hookworm), 768 nucleotides long. RefSeq lists its product as uncharacterized. The record is from RefSeq and is a predicted model, not a curated record. The coding region runs from base 1 to 768 and encodes 255 amino acids. The transcript has 7 exons. NCBI's taxonomy places the organism in Eukaryota, Metazoa, Nematoda, Chromadorea, Rhabditida, Ancylostomatidae.